Molecule: messenger RNA, 899 nt
Organism: Panonychus citri (citrus red mite)
Lineage: Eukaryota; Metazoa; Arthropoda; Arachnida; Trombidiformes; Tetranychidae
Gene: DCTN6-p27
Product: dynactin subunit 6-like
Exons: 2
Coding region: 148-696 (182 amino acids)
Biological process (GO): mitotic spindle organization
Cellular component (GO): dynactin complex
Molecular function (GO): dynein complex binding
Source: RefSeq, a predicted model, not a curated record
UUUUUUUCUCAACUGAUCAGCUGAUUAAUUUUCUUUCUCUUCUCUUUUUCUUGUCUUAGUUGUUUAUUUUUAAUUCUAUUGCAGAUCUGCGGUUAUUUAUUUGAUUUCUUUCAAAUUUUGUUGAUUAUUUUAAUUGUUUAUCUAAUUAUGUCUUCGGCGAAUGGAAAUAUCGACAAAAUGGUUACAAUUAUGCCCAAUGCAAUUGUCUGUCGGGAACAAACAACAAUCAGUGGGGAUGUUGUCAUUGGUAGUCGAACGAUAAUUCACCCAACAGUUACAAUCAUCGCUGAAAAUGGACCGAUUGUUAUUGGAGAGUCUAACCUGAUUGAGGAAUAUGUAACCAUAAUUAACAAGACUAAUCAACCGAUGAUCAUUGGGAAUAACAAUGUUUUCGAGGUUGGUGCUCAUUCUGAAUCACUUGAGAUUCAGGAUAACAAUGUAUUGGAAUAUAAAAGUCGAAUCGGACCUAAAGUUAAACUAACCAAUGGCUGUGUAAUUGGUACAAUGUGUGACCUUAAUGAUGAUCAAAUUUUACCCGAAAAUACUGUUCUCUAUGGGCCUGAUUGUAAACAAAGAAAACAAUUGGAAAAACCAUCACUUCAAACAUUUCAACUCGAUUUUCUUAGUAAAAUUAUGCCUAAUUAUCAGAGAAUUGAGAAACCAAGAAAAGGAACCAAUAGUGCCGGUGGAAAUUGAUUAUUCUUUCAAUCUUCUAAUUAUAAUCAUUCGUUGUUGGGAUGAAAUUUCUUCUUCUAUUCAAAGAAUUAAAACUGGGAAAAACAUGAGAUGAGAUUAAAGACAUUUAAUUGAUUUGAAAAUUACCAAAUGGACCAAACCAAAUCUACGGUUAAAUAGUAGAUAAUAUCGAUUAAAAUAGAAAUACCAAAUAUAAUAGUAAU